Bipolaris sorokiniana ND90Pr is the source of this 1180-nucleotide messenger RNA. RefSeq lists its product as uncharacterized. The record is from RefSeq and is a predicted model, not a curated record. The transcript has a single exon. Bases 178 to 870 code for a protein of 230 amino acids. Lineage: Eukaryota; Fungi; Ascomycota; Dothideomycetes; Pleosporales; Pleosporaceae.
CGCCCUUCACACACUACAUUUUUCGAGCUCGCUAGUUUAAAUAUCGGCCACUCCACUGCAGAACAACGCCAUUGAUCCCUGCAGAUUCUACCUUGCUUGGCGACAGCGAAGCGCACUCGAUACCGGCAUUACGUCAUCGGCGACAGUUGGACACGCCGGACCCAGAAAAUCACAGCAAUGUGUUACCACAACUACAGCCAGCAUAAUGGCUGCGGGCACAUUGGAGAGUCACAUGAGCAUCCGUGGACACUAUGCGACCAGGCCAUCCAGCGGCUGAACAACCUCCGCGGGCCGGGCUCUCCACCCGUCUCCCCACCAGCCACAGCGCCGCCCAAGCGCACUUCGUCCACACGACGUUUUUUCUCGCUGAGCGGCCAGCUCUCGCGAUCGAAUACCAGUGCGUCGACGAGCUCUCGGCGGUCGGGCGCAUCUGCGCCAAGAACCUCGGUUUCCAGCUCGGGCUCGUACACCUAUACCGUCGAGCUAGACUACUCCACCCUGCCUGACCACCAACUCGCAGCUGUAAGAUGCGCAGACCCAACACGCCGCACCUAUGUCAGUAGGGGCAUGGUUGUGUGCAAGGAGUGCGCGCGCUGGAUCGAGGCCAUGCGCAGCAUGAUCCAGUUUUACGACAAAAAGGGCAGUGUCCGGGGGACGGCUGCGUUUGAAAAGUUCCUCAAGUGGGAGGGUGAGGGCGGCGGCGAACGAGAAGGCGAUCUCACGGUCCCGCUUGACAGCGGCGACGACGGAGCUGUAUACGGCGCCAGACAGGCGAUUAUUCUGGGGCACCCGGAGAGUGCCAUGAAUGCCGAGGGGCCAAGGGGUUUAGGCACGCUGGAACGAGAGAUGGAAAGUCGAUAUCGAUAUUGAAAAGUCCGCUCUAACUACGAAAGAAGGGGGAAACCAAGAGUUGCGGGAAUAGUGUAUGACUGAGGCAUGUUGGGCCGUGUAAUUCAGUCGUGGGCUCUUUCUUUUUUGGCCGCGGUGAUAUGAAACUAGGUAGACAAUCCUUACAUCACACUCCGCAUGACUGGUCCGGAAGGCUGGGCCCGUUCCUCGCGCCAAUCAUUGACGCAAGGAUUAGGAAGCAAGGACAGGUUGUCUGACAAGAAGAUCGCAUGUGAUGUCCCAAUGAUUACUAUUGCCUACAAGCAAUCUUUUGUCAAACUUUACUUUGAAG